This is a messenger RNA of Brassica oleracea var. oleracea, 515 nucleotides long. RefSeq lists its product as uncharacterized. The transcript has 2 exons. The record is from RefSeq and is a predicted model, not a curated record. Lineage: Eukaryota; Viridiplantae; Streptophyta; Magnoliopsida; Brassicales; Brassicaceae. The coding region runs from base 1 to 456 and encodes 151 amino acids.
AUGAUUCAUACCAGAAAGAGUGUGAGGGGGCGUAUUCUGUAUUCACUCGCGUUGUAUGUGUACUGUGUACCGUGCACACAACUGUCUAGUCAGAACGUGUCGUUACCAGAUUAUCUCUCGUUGCAGGACGUACCAGUCCAAACACAAAAAGCAACCAAUCUCGGCGUCGUUGAUCAUCAUCAUGCUCCUCCGUCGUCAAUCCUCGACGAAGACGACGCCGCUUUCGUCUGUCCUAAUUUCUACCCUAACGUUAACCAACCUCCUCAAGGAUCCGUUACAGCAACCGGAUGGUCCGGAUCAACGUGGAUCGUACCGGCUAAUCAACAGACGACGAUGAUGGUGGGUACGUCGAUCCGUAUCCGUACCCGUUUGGUUACUACUACCCGUUUGGAGUUUCCUCUGGCCUCUGGGUAUAUUGAAGACGAGCCACAGCUGGAUCUUUCUCUCCAUCUCUGAAAGUGAUUUUGUUUUUCUUUCUGUUUGAUUUGUUUUUGUCUUUGUUCAGGUCUCUUCUA